This is a messenger RNA of Thlaspi arvense, 1826 nucleotides long. NCBI's taxonomy places the organism in Eukaryota, Viridiplantae, Streptophyta, Magnoliopsida, Brassicales, Brassicaceae. The record is from the annotation of a GenBank genome assembly.
AAAAAAGACAAAAAAAAAUACUAUUUGAUUUCUUCUCUCACUCUCUCUCUCUCUCUGUACAUUUGCUGUCAUCUUCUUCGAACAUCAAACCCAAAUUCGAAAAUUCAAAAUCCCGCCUUGGCUUUCGUCUACAAACCCUAACGUCGGUGCAUCCAGCACUUCUCUCCGGCGAACGUUGUUGACUCAUCGAUUGGCUCAAAUCGUCCCGCUACGUGACCUAAUUCUCCGUCUCACCAAGAUCCAGAUUAUUCCAAAUCCAGGCUCCUUUCAUAGGGAAAUGGAACGUUAUGUAACCAGAAGAGAUAAUGUUGUUAGAGAAACAGUUAAAGAAGUGAAAUUAACAAAAGAAGAAGAAGAAGAAGAUGGUAACGAUUGUGAACUGGAUCUACUCUACCUUGUACAUUCUGAUAUCUCAUCUCUUCUCCUUCAGAUUGAUGACCUCGUUGUUAAAGCCACAAAGGUUAACACCAUGAGCAAACAAGGGACAAGAGAAGUUAAAUCCUUCAGAUCUGUGUUGUCUGAUAUGCAUUUCUCACUAAAGCCAUGGUUUCCUCGAUUGCAAGAAGCGAUAUCCAAUUCUCAAUUGCUUCCAAAGGAUCAGGAAGAACAGUUUUUGAUGAGCAGUAGCAGUGUGCGUCCCCCAAGCGAAGAAGAAGAAGAUGAACUGUUUGAUGUUGAGAGUCCUGAGCCUACUCAAUUUGAACCCUUAGUCUCUCCUUCUCCUCUUGUAUCAUGGCGCGGCGAUCAUAACGCCGACAAGGGAAGACAACUCUUUCUCUUGACACCACUACCAUUAGGCAAAUCUGAAUACCUUAAACAUCAGAACGCCUCUAAGCUGAAAUCUAAAAUUUUUUUCCCAAAAGCUGCUGCAAAUCAACCGACAGAAGCUUCUGAAGAAGCAAGUGAUGAUGUUUUAGGAGUUGUGUCCAUGAAAACGUGUGAGCCAUUGUCUUCACCAGUUCUCGGGAGAAAAAUUGAGUCUGAGCUUCUAAUGACACCUUGCUUGAAGAUGUCGCCUCCGAGAUCUUUAACAUUGUUUAAACCGGUUCCUGAAUCUUCUCAACCGGAAAAGCAAGGGGCUUGUGAGUCUACUUGCUCUGAAUUGGGAGCUAGCACUUUCAAUGGUUCACAGAGCUCUGGUUCAUCCUCUGGUUUAGAUAAACCAGACGAUCUCUAUUCAAAGUAUCCUGAGCUUUUGGGAAUACAUCAUGCUCCAAUAACUAGAAAGACGGAUCUAGAAUCAUCUCCGGUUUGGGGGUUUUCUCCUCCUAAUACAUGUGUUUUGCUGGAGCAUGUGAAUGAUAAGAAACCAACUGAUGAAACUGGUGGAUCAAGAACGGUAUCAUCAUUUGCUUUUCCAUAUGUUGAACCAGAAGCAGAACACACAAAAGAGGUAAGUAUGUCAAUGGUGGUUGAGAGUACUCCAUUGUUGAAAGAAGCAGAGAGUGUAAUGACGAAAAACAGAACAAGAGCGGGAGAGAGUACUCUGAAGAAAGAGUUAUGGACAAGAUUUGAAGAAGCUUCGAUGCACGAAAAUCGUUUCAGCUCGAUGACGACAACAACGGUGAGAGGAAAUAAUAAGAAAGGGUUCAUGGAAAUGUUAGAGGAAGUGUGUGGCAGUGAAGAAAGUUAGGUUUUAAAUUGAUGGAACAAAGCACCAAAAGAUAAGUCUAUAAUAGCUUUCUUCUUCUUCCUUUGUUUGUAAUUUUGUCAAUUUUACGGUUCAUCUUGUUUCGAUUGGUUCCAUUGAAAUGAAGAGGAAAAUUUAAUGAAAUGAACAGUAGAGAAAAUGAGUUUUAUUAAAAAUCGAAAACAUUUGUUUAAAA